Molecule: messenger RNA, 547 nt
Organism: Pongo pygmaeus (Bornean orangutan)
Lineage: Eukaryota; Metazoa; Chordata; Mammalia; Primates; Hominidae
Gene: COX8A
Product: cytochrome c oxidase subunit 8A
Exons: 2
Coding region: 116-325 (69 amino acids)
Biological process (GO): mitochondrial electron transport, cytochrome c to oxygen
Cellular component (GO): respiratory chain complex IV; mitochondrion
Source: RefSeq, a predicted model, not a curated record
CCAGGCCGCAGUUUCCCGGCCUCCCCAGCUCCGGAACUUCCGGCCAGCGCAGCCAUUUUGGCUUCCUGACCUUGGGCUACGGCUGACAGCUUUUUGUGGUGUACUCCGUGCCAUCAUGUCCGUCCUGACGCCGCUGCUGCUGCGGGGCUUGACAGGCUCGGCCCGGCGGCUCCCAGUGCCGCGCGCCAAGAUCCAUUCGUUGCCGCCGGAGGAGAAGCUUGGGAUCAUGGAAUUGGCCGUUGGGCUUACCUCCUGCUUCGUGACCUUCCUCCUGCCAGCGGGCUGGAUCCUGUCACACCUGGAGACCUACAGGAGGCCGGAGUGAAGGGGUCCGUUCUGCCCCUCACACUGUGACCUGACCAGCCCCACCGGCCCAUCCUGGUCAUGUUACUGCAUUUCUGGCCGGCCUCCCCGGAUCAUGUCGUUCAAUUCCAGUCACCUCUUCUGCAAUCAUGACCUCUUGAUGCCUCCAUGGUGGCCUCCUGGGGGGUCACUGACCCUGCUCGGUGGGGUCCCCCUUGUAACAAUAAAAUCUAUUUAAACUUUA